Messenger RNA from Pleurotus ostreatus (oyster mushroom), 1593 nucleotides. RefSeq lists its product as uncharacterized. The transcript has 7 exons. The record is from RefSeq and is a predicted model, not a curated record. Lineage: Eukaryota; Fungi; Basidiomycota; Agaricomycetes; Agaricales; Pleurotaceae. Gene Ontology annotation, molecular function: oxidoreductase activity, acting on paired donors, with incorporation or reduction of molecular oxygen; iron ion binding; heme binding. Bases 1 to 1593 code for a protein of 530 amino acids.
AUGCUGGCUAUAAUCCUUGUCUUCGUGACAUCUAUUGUCAUUGUUAUACGUUCAUUCAUCCUCCGAAAAAACUUGACCGACAGCAAGGGCAACCCUCUCCCUCCGGGCCCACCCCUGCGCUACGCUUUUCUGCGCCGAUACCCCGAGAAGCCGCUGUACAAAUGGGCCAAGAAAUAUGGGCCAAUAUACUCAGUAUGGAUGGGCGAACAACUAUUCGUCGUCAUCAACGACGCAGCUGUUGCUCGUGACCUACUCGUUGUCCACGGUUCCAAUUUUUCUAGCCGUUGGUCCUACUUCAUGAAGAACCAGACCAUUCUAGGCGGGGGAGCAAUCACCGCUUCGCCGUACAACGAUACAUGGAGAAAGCAUAGAAAAAUCGCAAUGUGGCUCCUAAACUCGAAGGCUGUGGAUACAUACGCAGGCACCAUCGAUUAUGAGGCCCACAUGCUUGUUCGAUCUCUCUAUGAAGCAUCUUUGGAUGGCGGAUCAGCCGUCGACCCCGCCUACUUCGCCGGUCGCUUCGCGCUAAAGUACGUUACAACGUUGAACAAGGCUCGCAUACUCACUCACCGCAUGUACAGCAACAUGCUCACUCUUGCUUUCGGUAUACGAACUGUGUCGGCCUCUGAGCCCUUGGUCGCUGAGGCUAUUCGUCUAGGCAUGGAGUUCAUGCAGCUCACCGGCCCUUGGACUAAUAUGAUCGACUUCAUCAAGAUUCUACAAUGGCUUCCCACCCCUUCGCGAGCAAGUGCUCGUAAACUUCACAGUGACUUCCUCGAUGUAUACGGUGCGAUGAUAAACCAAGUCAAAGACCGAAUAGAUGCAGGCGAAGAGGUACCAGACUGCCUGGUCAAGACACUCUUACAAUGCCAACACGAAGAAGAGCUUAGCUGGAAGGAUAUGUGUUUCAUCGUCAUCGCGUUCACGACUGGCGGGGUUCACUCUACAUCGGGAAUUAUAGAAUGGUUCUUGGCGUUAAUGCCAUCCCACCCUCACAUUCAAGCUAAAGCGUGCGAGGAACUCGAUCGGGUUGUCGGUCGGCACGCUUGGCCUACGGCAAGUGACGAAAUGAAGCUUCCCUAUUGCAGGGCGAUAAUCAAGGAGGUUCUUCGCGUUCACGCUCCCUUCUGGAUGGGAACGCCUCACUGUUCCGACGAAGAUUUCGUGUACAAUGGGUACUAUAUCCCCAAGAAUACCACCAUGGUUCUGAACGUUUACGCCCUUCACCAUAAUGAAGAUCGCUACCCGGAAUCCUCUACUUUCAACCCAGAUCGUUAUCUGGGUGAUGAGCUCAGUUCCUCCGAGUCGGCGAAGCAAUCAAAUGUACUCCUUCGAGAUCAUUGGGCUUUCGGUGCGGGACGUCGCCUCUGCCCGGGCAUGAUUAUGGCCGAACGUGAACUAUGGAUGGCUUUGUCUCGGCUUUUGUGGGCCUUCCGUUUCGAAGAGGUCCCGGGAGAACCCAUCAGCCUUGAUGAGUACGAGGGACUUUCUGGACGUACCCCUUUGCCGUUCAGAGUGAGAUUGCAACCCAGGCAUGGGAAUGUUCGUGACAUUCUUUUGGAGAGGGACGAAGUGUCCAUCACCGUGUUUUAG